Molecule: messenger RNA, 2551 nt
Organism: Carassius auratus (goldfish)
Lineage: Eukaryota; Metazoa; Chordata; Actinopteri; Cypriniformes; Cyprinidae
Exons: 39
Coding region: 152-2125 (657 amino acids)
Source: RefSeq, a predicted model, not a curated record
GAAGACACUGCAGAUCCGAUCUGAAUAUAAAUUAUGAAUCAUAAUUGUGUCAGUACUCACCUGUGGUUUGAUUGGUGGGAGUCGUUUGAAUGGCAGGGGCUGGGGUUAGAAGUCCUGCCCCUAACCAGUAUGGGGGCUGGAAGGGUAUAAAAUGUAUUUUGGUGGCCAGUCAAGCAUAAGGAAGUCAAAAGCACGUUUGCUGGUCACUUUAUGUCUGCUGCACAGUUUCCCACAUAGACCUGUGCUAAAGAUGCUGUCACGAAAUCUUGUAAUUGCUUCAGUGGCUGUUGUGCUUCUGGCGUCCACCCUAUCAACGGCUCCUGUUGAAGAUAAGGAGCCUGAGGAAAAUGACUUUGAGGCUGAAGAGGGUGAAGAAGAACUGUCUGAGGAGGAAGAGGAUGAUGAUGACUCCAAAGGUCAGCAUAUGAAGGGGGCCGGAUCGCAGCAGGCCACCGCAGCACCCAAAGGCUCGGGUAUGACUCCUGGCAGCGCCAUUGCGGGCGAAUCCCCAAACGGUCAGAAACUUAAUGGCGGCACUCAAACUGGCCAAGUCUCAUCAGGCAGCACAUCAACAGCUUCAAACGGAGCAAAUGGAAGUAACGGUAGAGACGGGUUCUCUCAGCCAUCUGGCUCAAGUUCUCAUGAUGCAAGUUAUGGUGGACAAGAUGGGUCCAAAUCAGAGAUAGUUCCUCCAGGUGUAGGAGCUGGAGGAGCAGCUGCUACUGGAGGUUCAGGAUCUAAAGUCCCUGGCACAGAUGGGGGCGUCCAUUCAGUGUCCAUUUCUUUAGUGCCAUCGGGUCAAGGGCCAUCAGACCAUAUAGCAGCAGGUCAUGGGUCAACAAUGUUAUCCAGCCACACUUUUGACCGACCUGCAGCAGGACAGACAUCGGAAAGUGUGGGUGUAGUUUCCUCUGAGGUGCAAUCCCAGCCUACAGGAUCAGAGGGAUACGCUCCACAUACAGAUGGCUCACAGUAUGAAAAUGGGGAAACCACUUACGAUGGAUCUCAAAUCGAGUCUCCAGAAAUUCCCGAGAUAGAAUCUAAUGGUAAUGGACACAAACAACUACUGAACGGAGGAGAAACAGGAUUUACAGGCGUGGAUCAUUUCAUGGAAGGCACAUCUCAGAUUCAAGAAGCAGGUGGUUUUGAUUCAUUUGGCACAAGCUCUCACCUGGAAACGACAGGCGUGAUAGAUCAGUCAAGCCAUGACUUCCUUGUUGACUUAAUGGGUGGAAUAGGAGAGAGCUUUGGUCCAGACACUCAAACAGACGGGCUAGAUCACAUGGGACUCGCAUUUCAGGUGGAUUCGGCAGCUGCUGGCCUGAGUCCAGGGCACCCAUCCAGUGGCGGUCCGGUUCUAGACGCUCCUCCAGACUCUCCCGGACUGGAUUACCUGUUUGUUGACAAUGGGAACGGUGAUUAUACCCAUUCAGUCAGCAUUUCUGAUAAUGGAGCCCAAUCAAAAUCACCAGCUGAUACAACAGAUUCAUCUGUGGUCUUUGACACAAUGUCACAUCCGGAUCAUUUCUUCACAGACUAUUCAGAUGGUUGGGUGGAUAAUAAUGGUGCAGAUUUACCCGAAACAAACGGAAAUGGAAACGGUCGGCACAAACCUGUGGUAGACAUACAGAAAGGCGGAACAGGCCAUCAGGACGCUGCAACGGCGAUGCAUCACACAGCUGUUGGUGCACUUGAUCUAAACGACCACACUCUCAGUCCCUACACAGACACCACUGGAUUUGACGGUGUCAUUGGUGCAGGAGCGCAGACAGAUAUGGCAGGUGCAGGAGGUGAUCCAGCGACUGACGGACAGACUUUAACAGACAUGACAGGGCAGGGACAUUUAGCUGUGACAGAUGGCAUGCCAAAUUACACGGAUUCUGUGCGUGCGACUGGGACUGGAUUUACAGAUGCCUCAGACACACAUAGUAGCAUGGUUCAGACAGACCUACCAGUCACAGGGGAUCCAUUCACAGGGGUUUCCUCACAGACAGAUGCCAUGGGCACAGGCCAACCUGGUGCUACAGAACAAACACAGACAGCUGUAUCAGCAGGUGAACAGUACCACACAUCUGGUCAGGGUUUUGAAGGUGCAGAAAAUGUGGAACUGGAAGAUACCUGCUGACUUCCACAUGAAGCCGCGAGUGAGGUUUCUGCGUUACAGAUUUCAGUGUACGGACCCGUACGCCUGGCAGAGGAACCGUGAACCCGCCCGCUAGACUUUAGCUCUCCUUUGUGUGCGUGUCCGUUUGUUUUAUUUUUGACUAUUUAAACAUUCAGAGAAUACUGUAACUUAAUGUUUUAUUGCGCCUGUUAAUAAAAGUGCCCUGUAAGUAUUUUAUUCAUUGGUACAACAAAAGAAAAGUCAAAGGAGUCAAAUGGAGAGAAAAAAAAAAUGGCUUUGUAAAUUCAAUGUUCGUUUUCCCCUAUAAAUGUAGCCACUGUAUUUUCUAGCCUAGAUGUUUAAGAAAUAUUCUUUACAAAAGUCACAAUUUGUAUAUUGCUGAAUGUAUGUCAUACGAAGAUAAUCUUUACAUUAAAUUGAACAUCU